Molecule: messenger RNA, 11292 nt
Organism: Centruroides sculpturatus (bark scorpion)
Lineage: Eukaryota; Metazoa; Arthropoda; Arachnida; Scorpiones; Buthidae
Gene: Rbcn-3A
Product: dmX-like protein 2
Exons: 56
Coding region: 180-10121 (3313 amino acids)
Biological process (GO): vacuolar acidification
Cellular component (GO): RAVE complex
Molecular function (GO): protein binding
Source: RefSeq, a predicted model, not a curated record
GUUGCGAGUAAGGGGGCGUUACUGUCGAGAGCUUGCACCAAGAUGGCAGACAGCGAGUGGUUUAGAUGCGGCUACGGUACAAAUUAUAAUUGAAACGUUUGAUAUUCAAGCGAUUAAUGAGUUUAUAAAUUGGCAAUAAUAAAAUGGAAAAUCAAAAUAUGCAAUUUUAAUAGUUGAAAAUGAAUUGCCAUCAGAUCUUAACAGGAGCAGUAAAUUCAGGAGAUCAUUGUUCUGAAGUAGGAAGCGUCCAAGGAAUUCCAUUUACUGCAUAUGCUGCUGGAUGUAAUAUUGUGAUAUUAGCUAGUGAUUUUCAACGGAUUCAAAUUAUACCUGGUAUUUGUCAUGGGAAUGUCCAAGUUGGAUGCCUGGAUUGUUCAACAGAUCUUGGAAAAAUUGCUGCUGCAUAUGGAAGACAAAUUUGUAUAUAUGAACCAACUCCAUUAUUAAAUGAAAAUUCAUCUCAUCGUUUAGAUUAUAGAUGGGUGCAGACAGCAACAUUUGAGUCUGAUUGCUAUAUCCAUGUAUUGUCUUGGAAUCAAGAUGGUAGUAAAUUAUUAACAGCUGGAGAAUAUAUUCAAAUGUGGCAUUUAUCAACACAAACAGAGGAUGUAAUCCAAGAAGAAAUAAAUUUUCAAGUAAAUGAUUCAGAUCAGCCUACAUUUGAUUUUGAAGAACAAUCUAAAUGGAACUGCAUUUGGAAAUGCAAAACAGCUCAACCAGUAAAUUUAUUGAAGUUCUCUCCAGAUGGUUCGUUAUUUGCUUCUGUUGGUAAAACAGAUAGAUUGGUUAAAGUUUGGUAUGAAAGCAGAAAAGGAAUGUUUACAUCUCAAAUGGUUCGGUCAUCAUCAAUAUUAAAUGAUGUUAGUUAUACUUUUAUAUAUCUUGCUCAUCCAAGAGCAGUAACUGGUUUUUCAUGGAGAAAAACAAGUAAAUACAUGCCAAGGGAAAGUGUUGCUAAUAUGCUAAUUACAUCAUGUCGAGAUAAUACAUGUAGAUUAUGGGUUCAAACGCUUCUUACAGAAGAAGGUAAAACUGAUAUUCAGCAUACUGAAACUGUUACUGCUAAUAACUCAAAACGCCAAUCACAUAGGCACCGCAGAGGUAUUAUGCAGCAGCUAAAACAUAUUAAAUCUUUCAGUCAAUAUAAACGAAGGCAAGCAUCUCAGUUUACUGAAGAUAAACAUGAAACUAUACCUACUCUUCCUAGUACAUACAGUGUUCAUGAUUUUCAUAGUUUUGGAUUACAUGGUUCCAAUAUUACUCCUGGUGUACAUUUUCAUUUAGCAGCAAGCAUUAAUGCUGAAACAGACAUUCCUUUAGUUCCAACGAUGCUUGGAAUUAGCAGCAAUACUGAGCCAAAUUUUGUAUUACAUUGGUUAAAUAAUAAAGAGAUGACUUUCACUGUAGCAGCAGAACAGUUAAUACAAGAAAUUAGCCAAAAAGUUUUAAAUGGUGAUGUGGAUAUAGCAGAUAAUGGCCAUUCAGAUGCAGAAACAUUUCCAGAUAAUGUUAAACAUAUUUAUUAUAAAAACAAUAAAAAUAAAAUGAAGAGUUCAAAAUUAGACUGCCAAGAAAGUUUUGAUGAUGACAUUAGUAAACAAAGUGGCUCCGGAGGAUCAUCAUCAGCUUCACUUGCAACCGAUGCUACUCAAUCCAAUAUUCAGCUUCCUUCAGGAGAUACACUAGAAAGAAAAUUUGAUAUGCUUAUUAGAAAUUGGCAUCAAAAUCCUGAUAUACUUUUUAGUAUUCAUCCAAUUGAUGGAAGUCUACUUGUUUGGUUUGUAUAUUAUUUAGAUGAAUAUAAUGCUGGAACUUUUAGACAAGCUCAAGUUAAUUUUUCUCUUCGUAAAGUAAAUGUUAUACCAUUAUUUGAUGCAGCAACAAUGUCACAUCAAAUUCAUAUUUAUCUUCCUCAUUGUAAAUUAAAUUUAUGCCCUACAAAAACUUCAAGUGCAAAAGAUACAGAAAAGUCAAAUUCUGUUGAACAUACAUUACAUGAAGAAAGCAAUGAUUUUGAGAUGGAUUCAAAAGAUAUUGUAAAAUCUUCAUCUGUUUCAAUUGUUCAAAAUCAACCAACACCUACUGUUUGUAUGAUUUCUAAACAUAAUAAUGGUAGUUUUAAUUUAUGGCAUUUAACAUUUGGAGAAAAUUCAAGUUUUACUCAGGUAUUGACAAUUAGUCAUGCAGCUAGAGUUUGUGGGCAUCGCUUUCGAAUUAAUGAUAUCACCUGCCAUCCUGUUUUGCCUUUACUUUUAACUACUUCACAUCAUAAUCUACCUGGCCAAAGUUCUGUACCAGUUUCUCUUGAAAAUCAACCAGCAGGUUCCUGUUGUUUCAGCAGCUCAUUGCCAAGUGGUUUCUGUAGUGAAUUAAUUUUAUGGAAAGUAGAUGCAGUGGGUCCUCUCUCAAAAUCUGGUGGAAUCACUGAAUUGGCUAGACUUAAUUCUCCUAAAAUAUCUGCUUUUGCUAAUGUGGCAUGGAUUCCUACCUUACUUCCUAGUACAACAUUAGGUGGAAUUUCUAAUUCUCCAAGUGCCUGUUUUGUAGCAUCAGACGGCCAUCAAUUAAGAGUUUAUCAAGCUGUUAUUGAUGCUAGAACUUUAUUAGCUGAAAUGUCAUCUGCCAAAAGAAAAAAAACUGAAUUUGAUAUGAGUAUGUCUAGUAGCACUUCAUCAGAAUUAGGUUAUAGACAAUUAAGUUUACAUGAUACAUUUAAAAUUGUUAGCCUUCAGUCUGCUGCACAUCCAGGUUGCAUUAUUGAAUUGGAUGCAAUUUCCGAUGCAACACAUGACUGGAAAAACACUCAGCUAUUACAUAUAUUUCAAGAACAAUUAAUAACAGGAUACAAAUCACCAUUGAAAAUGCAUGUUGAUGAUGAAAGCCAAAAAAUGGGUUUAUUUGAACCUGAUCUUCAGGCAGUUGUUGAUUUAAGACAUAGUUCAGUAUUUGAAGAACCAUUUUAUUUAGUAGUUUUAGAAAAGGAAGAAAAUGGAGAUUCAGUACUACAUAUGUGGAGAAUAUUAAUUUCUUCUCAGUUUGGGCAGGAUGACCAUGAUCCAGAAUUACCUUUAAUUCCUGAAAGUAAUUUAAUACAGGAUGAUAUUCAUUCAACUCAUUCUUCAAGAAGCAAUAGUCCUGAACCUGGAAAUGAUAACAUACAUUCAUCUUUGCAUGCUUCUCCACUUCAGAUAACAACUACUAAAAUAUGUCAACAAAUUUUACCAUUACCAUCUGAUGUGGAAGUUAUUCAUGCAACACCUGCAGCAGGACACCUUAGUUCUUCUAACAUUUAUCCAGCAUGUUUUGCUCCAUAUUUAUUAUGUACUGCUUGUUCUGAUGGAACUGUUAGAUUUUGGAAAUGUGAUAUUAAUAAUAAGGAAAAUGUAAAAGCAGAUUUAAAGAAAGAUCAUUAUGCAAAUAAAGAAUACACAUGGAUUGAAUGGGAGAUGAUGCUAAAUAGAAAAUCUAGUGCUGUUCAAGUUUCAGGUCAGCCAUUAUUCGUUAGUAGUGCUUAUAGUGGCCGACUUGCUUGUGCAUACAAAUGUGGAAGAUCAUUUAUGCGUCCUUCGUCGGAAAAUCCCGAAAAUCGUUAUGUUAACUUAUGCAUUUCUAUAUUUGAGUGUGAGUCAACUGGCGGAUCAGAGUGGAUAUUAGAAGACACAAUUCGUUUAAAAAAUGUUGUUUUGCCACAUAAAAAAAUGGAAAGUUCUUGGGAUCUUGCUGAGUUAGUUGAUGUAUCUGUUAGAAAUAGAAAAACUGUAGAUACACUAAGACAAAAAUUAACAUCCAGUGAUGAUUUUGAGAAUGAACAUGGUCCUUCAUUACAACAUAUAUUAUCUGUUCCUAGUUAUACUACACUUCAAACAUUACGUCAUGUAAUUUCUGAACAGGGAAAUCAAUGUCCUCUUACUCAAAAAUCUUUAGUACAGUUAGAUUGGGUUUCAACUGAGGAUGGUUCUCAUGUUCUUACAGUGGCAGUUGGAUCAAAAGUUUUAUUAUUUACACCUGUAUCAACAGAUAUAGCACAAGCAAAUGUUCAAGCAAUGAAAGCAUCAAAAUCAGCUAGUCGUCCUCUUCUUAAACAAGCUUCUUCUAUGGUGGCACCUCUGUUACAUGCUGAAGAGAUUAGAUGGAUGCGUAUCCGAACAACUCAUUUAAAAACUGCCGAUGGUUUAUUACCUCUUCCAAUGCAGAUCUCAUGGGUUCGAGAUGGUAUUUUGGUAGUUGGAAUGGAUAAUGAAAUGCACAUAUAUAGUCAGUGGAAACCCAUUUGUGAUGAUGUUGAAUCUCAAUGCGAAGAAAAAGAAGAAGUAGGAGUGGAUAGUAGAAAUUUGAAGGAACAAGAACUUUUGUCAAGAGCUCAAGAAGCAUCUCAACUUCGUUUACCAGCUACUGCUACAGGGAAUUUAUCACGUUCAACUUCUUACAAUAUUCUUACAGCUGGAGUAGAGGGAAAAAAGAAACGAGAAAACCAAUCUAAAUUUACUUCACCAAGAGAUAGUGUUGCAAGUUUGGGAUCCCUUCCUGAUUUUGGAAUAUUUGAAGCUAGUCGAUUAGCUUGUCCUGUGCUUCCUCAAUAUCAUCCAAAACAACUCAUGGAAAUGAUGAGUUUUGGCAAAAUAAGAAGAGUUAAAGCAAUUUUAAAUCAUUUAGUUCGUUGUUUAUCUGGGACUGAAAAUAUUAAGAAAACUUACCUUCAAGUUCCUGAAAGUAUAGAUAGAGAGAGUGAUUCUGAAAGUGGAGUGCGUUCAUGGUCUCGAUCAAGAGCUUUAUCUAUGGCUGCAACAGCAUCCCCCAAUACACACAGUCCUUUAGAUCCACAAGGAUCAAUUUCUGUUUUUCCUGAAGAAGUACAACUAGAUUAUGUUGAAAUUCAAUCAAUACCACCACUGCCUUUAUAUAUUCUUCUUGCUGCUGAUAAAGAAACACAUGGUUCUACUCCAUCUAAUAUAGAAACCAAUAAAUCACAUAAGGACUACAGUGGACUCUUUGAUAUUAAUGUCACUCAAAAAGAAGAAUCCCUUGAUGAUAUUCUUGGUGAUAAACUUCAGUUAAGUGCAAGACGAGAAAUGUCUCAUUCUACAAAGACUCAAAAAUCAACUCUUACACAGUUUGGUCCUAGGCAGGCUCAUCUCCUCACCAGAUUAUUAACACAUUCCCAUCUUCCUGGUUUAUCUAGUUUAGAUCAGAUGCACUUAUUGGCUUUAGCAGAUACAGUGUCUUCAUUUAAUGUUACUUUUUCUGAUCAAUUUCAUGCCGAAUCAGAUGGUCCAAAACAGUUAGUUAAUAAACAAGAUAAUGCUUUUGAAAUAACCACAGAUGCUCUUGAUGAUUGUGGCUUGAGAUAUCUUUUGGCUGUUAGACAUCAUACUUAUCUCAUGCGAUGUCUUCCUCUUGUUCAGCGUGCUCAACUUCAGAAGAAAGGUCUAGGUACUCACAGUAUUGUAUGUGCUUUCCAUUCUGAAACACAAGAAGAAUUAUUACAGUUAAUUCCAACUGUUCAGCGAGGUAAUCCCCGCUGGAGUGAAUUAAAGGAGAUUGGAAUAGGCUGGUGGAUUCGUAGUAAUACUGUCCUUCGUAGAAUUAUGGAAAAGGUUGCCAAAGCUGCAUUUCAGUUCAAAAGUGAACCAUUGGAUGCUGCUCUGUUUUACUUGGCUAUGAAAAAGAAAAAUGUAGUUUGGGGCUUAUUUAGGUCAGUAAGUGAUACUAAGAUGACUGCUUUCUUCCAACACAACUUCAGUGAAAAUAAAUGGCGUAAAGCAGCUUUAAAGAAUGCCUUUGCACUUUUAGGUAAACAAAGAUUUCAUCAUGCAGCAGCAUUUUUUCUAUUAGCAGGUGCCCUGAAAGAUGCUGUGGAUGUAUGUUUAUCUAAACUUGAUGAUUUUCAGUUGGCAAUGAUAAUUAUUAGACUUUAUGAAGGAGAUUUGGAUUCCAACACUAACAGUUUACGUUCAUUACUAUUUAAAGAAAUACUUGGGUAUGAUGCUGAUGGAACUAAUUAUCAACCUUCUUGUGCACAUCCUGAUCCAUUUUUGCGUAGUAUGGCACAUUGGAUGUUACAAGAUUACAAUGGUGCAUUAAAAACACUUCUAUUAUCAAUAACAGAUGUAGGCUCAUUGCAUCCAAAGUUUGUCUCAUCAGAUGAUAUGAAAUCUUCUGGAGAUGAUGCAACAGCUAAUCCAAGUGUGUUUAAUUUCUACUUAUUUCUUCGAACACAUCCUUUAGUUGUUCGUCGACAAUUUGCUCAAAUUGCAGAAGAAAAACGAAAAUCUGAUAAAAGUAUUAAUAAAAAACUUGAAAGUAAUUUAAAGUUAACAAUUCAGGGAAAAUUUGAAGAUGCCAUUACACCAUUAGAGAGACGUUUGUUUUUUACUACAGCUCAUGCACAUUUCCGUGCAGGUUGUCCAGCACUAGCUUUAGAAGUUUUAUCACGCCUACCUAAUCAUGUUUUGGUAGACUCAGAUUUUUCACCAAGUGCUGAUAUUAAUAGUCCUAUUUCAUUUUCUACUAUUGUUAAUAGUGUAAAUAAUACAGUUCAAACAAGCAUAAUAAGUAAUACUGGAACUUCUAAUAAAGUUGAAGAUUUUGAUUGGAGUCAGCCCAUAAGCUCACAAAAUGUCUCAGAUUCAGCACUUGCAUUUGAUUGGAGUACACCUUUAGCUUUAUCUUCAACUAAAGAUGAAGAGCCAGAUUUCAGAAUUGAUGAUGGUUCUGAAGAAGAAAUGGGAAUUGAAAUGAAAACUCAUCAGGAAGAAGAAGCAGAAGAAGAAAAUGUAAAGGUUGAAGAAAAAAAUAAUGAAGCAAAGUUGGAUAUUAUGGCUCAACAACUGAAAUUUAUUGCAUGUUUAAAAAUUAUGAUGGAAGAAUUAAGUACCUUAGCAACAGGUUUUGAAGUGGAUGGAGGACAGUUACGUUAUCAGUUGUACAUAUGGUUAGAAAGUAGUGUGAGUGCCCUUCGUGACUUGUGUAAUUAUGGAUCAGCACAUUCAACUACUACUUAUACAGUGGAAGGAUCAAUAAGUACUUCAAUGGAGGAAAGUGAAAUCACAAGAGAAAGACUUGGAUCAGCUAGUUUCCGUUUUGAAAAUUCAGAUAUUCAGAGAGAGAGACUUCCCACAUUACAUGAAAUUCUUUUAUCAGAUAAAUUAGAUUUUGAAGCUAAGCUUCAUAAAGCAACACAUCGAAAACAGUGGCUUAAAGCAAAUGAAAGUCUUAUACGUACUUUGUUAGGUUAUUGCAGUUUGCAUGGUGCACAUGGAGGAGGGCUAGCAGCAGUUAGAAUGGAAUUAAUUUUAUUUUUACAAGAAUUACAACAAGAAAGAUCUCAACAGCAAUUAUUAUCUCCCCUCCCUUUUUUAACUACUUUACCUCUUCUUGCUGCAAGUGUUGCAAGCCAAAAAAUUGUAAUUGGAGAUCCUAUAUAUCAUCUUCAGGCAAUGACUCAUGAUAUUCUUUUGACUAUUAUGGAAAUUGCUAUGCCUCCAUUUAUGACGAGCACUUCUUAUUCCAAAGUUUGUAUAUUACGAGAUUUAAGUACUUCAUUAUCAGCUUGUAUAUAUCAAUCAUUAUGUGAUAGUGACAAUUUCGUUGUAAAACAAAACAAUGGAAGAAAUUUGGCAAUGGAAAAUUUUAUAAGUUCUAGUGUUGUAUAUCAGAAUAGUCAUUUACUAGCAGGCCAUAUCCGUCGACAUAGAUUCAGUAGUGGAGAAGAAAGGCUCGCUCCGUCCACUCAGCCUAGCAAAUGGCCAGGUGUACAUUCUUUACGUGCUUUAAUGGCUCGAGAUAAAGAUGAAGAUUCUCCAAAGCUUCACACACUUUUAUGUGAAGCAUAUAUUGCGACAUACCUCAGUCAAUUAACUUAUGCAUUAGCUACCUGUGAUUGCCACAUUUUAUAUAGACUAGUUAGCCAAAAUUUUACAGAGAAAACAUGGGGAAUGUUGUUUGGUGGUGGAGCCAAACGUUUACUUCAUGUUGCAACUGCAGUACCUCAAAUAACACAGUCCAGUACAGAAAAAGAGAGUCCUUCUGGAGAAUCCGGGCUUCUAAAUUCGUUGUAUAAACAAAGAAUGAAAUUGCAUAUGAAAUUAUUAAGUCAGUUGAAUCCUGAAACUUCACAAUCUGUAAUUAAAGAAGAUAGACCUACAUACAGAGAGCAAUUUGUUUCUCCAGAAAUGUCAAUGAUGUCUUGUUUCAUGUCAAAGCCACAAUUAUCAUCAGAAUGGAAUAUAUUAGAUUAUGACUCCAGUGAUUCUAUACCAAGUGAUGAUGAUGAUUUAAAAGAUGAUGAUGGAGUUGAUGAUGAUGUAUUUGGAGAAAAUCAAAUAGAUAAAAAUACCACAAGUGCUACAAUUAAAAAACCAAAAAUGUCUGAAACUAUAGAACAACUUGAUCCAUCUUCAUAUAGUUGGGGUAUUCUGAGAUAUGCAAUUGUGAAAAUUACAUACCAUCAUCUUCUGAGUUUCUUAUGUAUUGGAGGAAUUGAACAAUCUGAUUUACCCAGUGUUAGUCCAAAAAUUCAUUCUGUGUUGAAAGUUAUGGAAAAAUGGUUACAGGUAUUAAAGGCAAAUAUGGAUGCAUUUGGCCAACCUCCUCCUAAUUACAUUCCAGGUUGCUAUAUUGAAAACAUUCCAAAAGGAGGUCCUGCUUUAUUGAAAUAUAAACAGUUACUGGAAUUACAUAAUACUCCAUUUCGAUCACAUUCUUCCUCUUUACCAGUAAAAAGAUUAUGGAAUUAUUUAGUGCGGCAGGAAAAAGUUCAAGAUAUUUUUAUUCGUUACAUAUUUCCAAGAAAAUUGCCACAUCUCCAACACUUGGAUGAAAUUCCAAGUCAAGAGUUAGAUUCUACAGAUACUUCAAUAUCAGAUCCUAUUAAAAUUAUACACAAAGAUCAAGACAGUAUAUCUGCCUUCUGCAUUAGUAAGUAUAAACCUUGGAUAAUAGCACUUUCCACACCAAAAGAAAUUCAAGAACUCGAUAUUUCUGUGUUACUGGAACCAUCUCCUUGGUUAGAAGAUGAAGCAGAAUAUGAUAUUUUAAAUAUUUCACAAUCAGCAGAAUCCCUUCCACCUUCUGAUUAUUUAGUUGUCCAUCAUCCUGCAGAUAAAUUAUCCUCUGGACAUGGACAAGGUUCAGUUGGAGGGUCAUCUUACAAUAGUCCUACUGGCCCUGCUCCAUCUCCAUUUGGUCCUCAGACAGGAAGACCCACAACAAUGAUGAAAGGUCAUCACUUCGCAGGAAGUUCUAAUCCACAAUUCUGUCAGUUUGUGCUUGAAAGAAGUCGCCAUAUGCUGAAACCGAUAAAAAGACAUAAAAUAGACGGUGUGAGAAGAAUGUGUUCUCAUCCAGUUCAGUCAUUUUAUCUUACAGGAUCUCAAGAUGGAUCAGUUCGUCUCUGGGAAUGGGAUCGACAACAGCCUUUAUCUUCUCCUAGGUCACCUGGAGCCUAUGCCAGAGUAACAAGAGUGUUGUUUAAUGCUCAGGGUAAUAAAUUUGGAGUUACAGAUGGAGAUGGUAAUUUAAGUCUUUGGCAAGCUAAUAUGAGUUGUAAACCAUUUUUUAGUGCUCGAUGUCAUGGUAAACAAGCAAGUGAUUUUAUAUUUGUGAAUUCUUCUAGUCUAAUAGCAACAGUAGGACACUCUUCAGAUAAUAAAAAUGUAUGUAUUUGGGAUACAUUACUACCACAAGGAAAAGCUUUAGUAAUAUCAUUUAAUUGUCAUGAUAAUGGUGGUUCUGCAGUGUUAUAUUCAAAACAGAAUCAAAUAUUGAUUACAGCAGGGAAGAAAGGUUUUGUGUGUAUAUUUGAUAUCAGGCAGAAUCAAAUGAUGCAUAGUUUUCAGGCUCACGAUUCUGCUAUUAAAUGCAUGACUUUGGAUCCUAUUGAAGAAUUUUUUGUUACAGGAGCAGCUGAUGGAGAUAUUAGAGUAUGGGGAUUACCACACUGUUCGAUGAUUUAUUCGUUUCCCGGCGAACACAUACGUAAUACUCUUUUCCGUAACAUCAGCAUGGGAGUCACGCAUCUGGACGUGGAUUCAUUCGGAAGACUCUUUUCUUGCGGUGCCGACGGUUCCAUGAAAUUAAGAAUUCUACCGGACCGCGAUCAAGUAGUGAACACGGUUUAUUAAACUUAUUUAUUUGUAAAUGACAGCCAAGAAAACAUUUUUGCAAUUAAAAUAUUGUAUAACUUAUGUUGUAUAUGUUGUAAAUUAUUUAAUCUGGAUUCUGUGCAACCAAAUUAUCAUAAAUUGUACAGGUUUUAUCAUAUUAUGAAAUUAAUUUGUAUGUAAGAUAAUGUUAAUAAGAUAGCAUUAGCAGAUUAUAUUUUACAAUGAUGAUAUGUUACAUUUUCCAGACAUUAGAAGAAAAUAUAUAUAUACAGUAUAUGUACAUUGUUUAAAUUUGACAUAUUAUUGUAGAAUACAUAUAGAUAUAUGAAUGUGAUCAGAGAGAUUUUCAAUUUAUAAGAACAAAUACUUUAUCGAUUGGUGCAUUCAACUUCCAAAAUAUUGUUCGACUAUAAGAAGCCGCUGUUUUUUAAAAUAAAUCACAUACUUUAUUUUAAAUGUAUCAGAUUAAUGCCAUUUCCUUUUUAUAUAUAAUUUAAAGAGAAUGCUGCAAGGAAAGAUAUGGACAAUUAUUGCAACACCAACAAGUGAUGUUUUUGCCUUAAAUUUAUUAAACUGUUAAUAUUUCAAACACGUUAAAAUGUUUAUAAUUUCUUUAUAAAUUUGAUAACCGAAGUGCAACGUUUUACUUCAGACGACUAUCAAUUAGAAAUAUAUAAUUUAUUAGUAACGUUAAUCGAAUUUUGUAAUAUUUACUAAUAUAUACAUAUAUAUGUGUGCGCUUAGAUACGGCAUCAUCAUAUAUGUAAUAACAUCGCUAACAGGAAAUUUAAUGCCGUCGUAGAGUUACCCGUUUUGGAAUAUUAAAUGUCGAAAAUAUUUUCAUUUUAAAAAACAGUGCUCUUUAUGUAUAUCAAAUUAUCCGAUUAAUAUCGAGAAUAACAAAUUCUGUGAAAACACCGCUGUAAGAUAAAAAUGAUACACGAGCAUACAUUUCUCGGUCGUGUGAUAAUAAAAAUCUGUUUUAAUUAUUCCUAUAUCAAAUGUAAUGAAUAUUAUGUAAUUUCUUGAAGAUAAUUUGUUGUCCAUUGAUCAAAGAAGACAUCAAUGGAAUGUGUUAAAUGUGGUUGUUUGUUUUAUGCAUCUGUUAAAUAAUGAGAGUGUAAGAAAAAGUUGCGGAGUAGUCUGUGGAGAUUCGGCGACCAUUUUGAAAUGUGUCAAAAUCAAAAAA